This is a messenger RNA of Durio zibethinus, 1513 nucleotides long. The record is from RefSeq and is a predicted model, not a curated record. NCBI's taxonomy places the organism in Eukaryota, Viridiplantae, Streptophyta, Magnoliopsida, Malvales, Malvaceae.
CCAUCUAACUAAAGCCUUGAGGAAAGAGGGGGGAAAGUAUAGUACCCAUUUUUGUAGGGGUGAAGAAGAAAGAUUUUGGCAUUGGGUCAUUUUUCUCAGAAGCCGUGCCAAAUUCCCGAACUUGGGUGCUUUCUAUAAAUCAAUUUUCGGUAAGGUAACAGUUGAAAGCUCACUGGCCUAUGAGAACUUAACAGACAAAGAAUUAAUGCCUGGAAUACUUUCUGUUUCCUCAAUUGUUUUGCCUCAUUGGUGUACAACUUCAAGUGGUAGGCGUGUUGUCAGAAUGGCUGCUGCUCACACUCCAAUUGCUGGAGUAUCGUUUGAAGCCGUGACAAUAAAGCCUCCUUCACACCCUACAUAUGAUUUAAAGGGCAUUAUAAAACUUGCUCUUGCUGAAGAUGCUGGGAAUCGAUGGGAUGUGACUUGUAUGGCCACCAUCCCAUUUGACAUGGAAGUGGAAGCCCAUUUUCUGGCAAAAGAGGAUGGUAUCAUUGCUGGAAUUGCACUAUCGGAGAUGGUGUUUCAAGAGGUUGAUCCUUCUUUGAAGGUGGAGUGGUCUCGAAAGGAUGGAGAUUAUGUUCGGAAGGGGCUGCAAUUUGGAAAAGUUUAUGGAAGGGCACACAGCAUUGUCGUAGCUGAAAGAAUAGCUCUGAACUUUAUGCAGCGGAUGAGUGGUAUAGCAACACUAACUAAGGCAAUGGCUGAUGCUGCACAACCUGCAUACAUCUUAGAGACAAGAAAAACUGCUCCAGGCUUACGAUUGGUGGAUAAGUGGGCGGUACUAAUUGGUGGAGGAAGGAAUCAUAGACUGGGUUUGUUUGAUAUGGUGUUGAUAAAGGAUAAUCAUAUAUCAAUAGCUGGAGGAAUAAGUAAUGCCCUUAGAUCUGUUGACCAGUAUUUAGAGCGAGAAAAUCUUCAAAUGGAGGUUGAGGUUGAGACCCGGACACAUGAGGAAGUAAAGGAGGUGUUGCAAUAUGCAUCUCAAACGAAGACUUCCUUGACCCGAAUAAUGUUGGAUAAUAUGGUUGUACCUCUUCCAAAUGGCGAUGUUGAUGUGUCUAUGCUUAAAGAAGCUGUGGAGCUGAUCAACAGGAAAUUUGAGACGGAGGUAUCUCAUGAUUUUAUCAUGUAGUUUUUCACUUCAUUUAUUUAGUGCCUACAGACUGUGUAGAAAGAUACUGCUGAUGUCUGUUGUUUCAUACUAAAUUACUCCUGUUCAGUGAUGUGUUAGUUAGAAGGCGUUUGUUCUUUCUUUUUCUUUAUUUGGGGGUCAUGAUGGGGUUUGUGAAACAAUGUUUCACUUUAUUUGCUUGGCUUUUUGAUCUUCAAAUAUGUGAAACCUGAGCAAAAUUAUGCAAGAAAGAUUGUAUGGAAUCUCUUGCUACUUAAUUUUUUGGAACAUUUAAGAUGGAAUUCAUUUUUGGUGACUUACCUUGUCAUUCUUGCUCAUGUAAACAAACAAAUUUCUUAACAAACAAACUUUGAAUUUUUCGACAAGUUUUUUGAUCAGGUU